Molecule: messenger RNA, 1344 nt
Organism: Drosophila navojoa
Lineage: Eukaryota; Metazoa; Arthropoda; Insecta; Diptera; Drosophilidae
Biological process (GO): ubiquitin-dependent protein catabolic process
Cellular component (GO): cytosol
Molecular function (GO): polyubiquitin modification-dependent protein binding
Source: RefSeq, a predicted model, not a curated record
UCGUUACGCACUUUGCGAGACGACGAGUCCCAGUUGCAAAUUAUUUUCAAAACAAAGUAUACAGAAUACAAGGAGGAGAAAAGUACAUACAAAUCAAAAUGACUACGAGUACUGUAUUCGCUGGUGUGCAUGUUAAAAAUAAGUUAAGUGACUUUUAUCCCGUGCACAAUAUCGAUAUGGAGCAGGAUGUGGCAUACUUGAAGAAGAUCAUUACCGAGCAGCUGCAGCUACAGUUCGAUGCCAGCGAACUUGAUAUAUGCUAUUUGGGCAAGCUGCUCAACGACGACUGCAAGCUUUCAAGCACAAUGAAACCAAACGCUAUUGUUCAUUGUUUCCGUAAAAUGAAAUCUUAUACACCCUACAAGCCACCUGCCCCCAGCGAUAUAAACACUCAGCACAUACAGGAGCUAUUUUCACUGACUUCGCACUUGCAAAUCAGUGUCACAUCCCGUUUUAACAUACUACAAAAAAUACUAGCUGAGUAUCCAGAGUUUCGGCGUAAUUUAGGUGCUCAGGCUUUGAUUCGCGACUCGGUGCUGUUCAACAUGCUUCAUGAGCCAGAGGUGGUACAGAAUCUGGUGCGGGAUUAUCCUUUAAUUUGUGAUGCAGCUUCAUUUAUUGUCGAUACCAUACGUAAGGAAUUGGCACGUAACAGCUCUGCCACGCAGUUUCAGGAGCAAGCUGCUUCAGAGUCCACAACCUCAUCGGAGGAGGAGAACUCUUUGGGUGCCGGCAGCAGCAGCAGUGGUGGUAGCAGUAGCACAGCAGCUGUUACCCUGGCAGCCAAUCGUAGAGACGAACUGGCCAACAUACGACAGAUCAGUCGCCAACAGUUGGCUAAUGCUUUAGCCCGCGUCGACAUGAGCUCCUUUAACUCAUUGUCAAACAUAGCUCAACGCAAUGUAGAUGAGGCUCUCAGCGAUGAGCGACCUCGCACCAGCGCAUCCGCUGCUGCCAGCGGUACGACUGCUCCUGGCACUACAGCUGGCAGUGCUGCUGCCAUCUCAUCAGAGCUGUUGCGCAAUGAGCUGGCACGGGCUCUUCAGUCACUACAGCAGCAACCGGCGCCGUCAGCUGUUGAGAACAUGGACAUGGAGUCAGGAGCAACAGAUACCAGUGCGGCUGUCGAUGAGCCUGAGGAUGAUGAUGAUGCUGGCGAUGACAGCGAUGUCCUGCCACGUUGCUAUCGCCGGCAUCGCUUCACCGAACAGUUGCGGACCAUGGCAGCCAUGGGCUUCAUAAAUCAUACCCAAAAUGUUAACUACUUGACUCUGGCCGACGGUAAUGUCGAGCAUGCUAUAAAUCUACUAAUGUUGGGCAUGAAUUAAACUAUGUCGAGCGCUU